AUGGUGAUGAAUGAUGAUUUAUCGACUUCAGCAGCAGUUGAAUCAAUCUUUAAGAAGCUUAAAAGGGUAACAUUUAAACAUAUUUCAAUUCCAACUGAUCUUGAAAUUUUUUUGGAAAAUCACAUUAAAUCGCUAAAAGGAGCUGCUUUAUUACGGUCGUCUUGCAACAAUAUAGCUAUUUCUUCAUUGCCUAAAUCAUGUGAAGCGAUUGAUGAUAGCCAUAGUUUUACUUCGUCAACAAUUAUUUAA
Molecule: messenger RNA, 249 nt
Organism: Macrosiphum euphorbiae (potato aphid)
Lineage: Eukaryota; Metazoa; Arthropoda; Insecta; Hemiptera; Aphididae
Source: the annotation of a GenBank genome assembly